Molecule: messenger RNA, 1093 nt
Organism: Odontomachus brunneus
Lineage: Eukaryota; Metazoa; Arthropoda; Insecta; Hymenoptera; Formicidae
Gene: yps
Product: Y-box-binding protein 1-like
Exons: 7
Coding region: 106-948 (280 amino acids)
Biological process (GO): regulation of gene expression
Cellular component (GO): nucleus
Molecular function (GO): nucleic acid binding
Source: RefSeq, a predicted model, not a curated record
UGAGCGAACAGCCGUCCAACUUCAGACGGGUUUUAACAUCCAAACCAAGAGGAACUGGGUAACAUCUAGGUUCGGCAGCGGCGUGUAUUUAACACCAACACCACGAUGGCUGACCCGGAGAAACAGCCCGAACAACCUAAGGCUGUCCAGCAGAAGAUGGUCAUCGCUAACAAAGUGACCGGGACUGUUAAAUGGUUUAACGUCAAGAGUGGAUACGGGUUCAUCAACAGGAAUGACACCAGAGAGGACGUGUUUGUACAUCAAUCGGCCAUCGUAAAGAACAACCCGAGAAAGGCCGUGCGUAGCGUCGGCGAUGGCGAGGUCGUGGAGUUCGACGUCGUCAUCGGCGAGAAGGGCCACGAAGCGGCGAAUGUCACCGGACCAGCUGGUGAAGCCGUGAAGGGCUCGCCCUAUGCCGCGGAUAAGCGCCGUGGCUACCGUUCCGCACAUUGGAUAUAUCCCAGACGCGGAAACGGUAGACCGCAACGUAGACCCCGCGAAGGCCAGGAGGGCUACGAUUCAGGUGAAGCAAGGACGGCCGAUGAAGGCAACGCGGCCGAGGGUGGUGGCCAGCAGCCCCAGCAGCAGCGACGCUACAGGAUGCGUCGCCAAUAUGAUGGCUACUACCGCGGAGCACGGCGUUCCGGGCCAGCUCCCCAGCAAGGUGAGAACCCUGGGGAGGGCGGUGAGCAGGCGGAAGGGACCGGCGAAGGAGGUGCCCCACCGCGUGGUGGUGGAAGAGGACGUGGCGGACCGUCACGACGCUACUUCCGUCGUAACUUCCGCGGAGGCAGGGGUGGUGGACCCCCGCGACGUCCUCGCAGCCAGGAUGGCCAGUCGGAGCAGAAGUCGGAUGCACCUAAAGAUACGGAUGCACCUGCCGCUGCCCCUGCUCCACAGGAGAGCCAACCGGUGCAGAACACCACCACUACCGAGAGCACCGCCUAACCGAGAGAGUAACGCUACCACAGCAAAAAACACUCCUUUAAAUAUACAACACCAACACCCGUUAUACACUAAGCAGCAGCAGCAGCAGAAACAGCAGCAGCAGCAACAACAACUAAAAAACAUCAAUAAAAAAAAGCUAAAAGAA